Messenger RNA from Aspergillus chevalieri, 702 nucleotides. Its product is annotated as putative translation initiation factor IF3. Gene Ontology annotation, biological process: ribosome disassembly; mitochondrial translational initiation. The transcript has a single exon. Gene Ontology annotation, cellular component: mitochondrion. The record is from RefSeq and is a predicted model, not a curated record. NCBI's taxonomy places the organism in Eukaryota, Fungi, Ascomycota, Eurotiomycetes, Eurotiales, Aspergillaceae. The coding region runs from base 1 to 702 and encodes 233 amino acids. Gene Ontology annotation, molecular function: ribosome binding; translation initiation factor activity.
AUGAAGUACAUGCGCAAUCCUUUUUCUACAACACUAACAUUCCGUCACCUAUUCCUUUCGUCGCCGUCUCAAACCACCUCACAAAUUGCAUCGCUACAGUUGAACCGUAUCCAGAACCAAACAUCACCACGAUCACCAGAGCAACCCCGUCGUUACGCAAGUUACAAAUCGGCGAGACCUGCAGAGCAGAACCAAUUCAUAGAUGAGAGAAUCCGGGCAAAAUUUGUACAAAUUGUGAACGAAAAUAACAAAUUGGGCCCUCCUGAAAACAUUGUCGAUGUCCUGCGAUCAAUCGAACGUCCUACAUACUUCCUCCAGCAAGUUUCGCCGAGUAUUAACGGUCAACCACCUAUUUGCAAGAUCGUGAACCGCGUAACAGCGAAGGAACGUGAGAAAGCUAGAGCAAAGGCUGCCCAUGCCGCCAAAGCGUCAUUGAAGCAGGUGGAAUUGAACUGGGCUAUUGACGCGCAUGAUUUGUCCCAUCGCUUGAAACAGUUGAAGAGCUUUUUACUGAAAGGCCGGAAAGUAGAGAUUUACAUGAAGAGGAAAAAAGGGAAGCGGGCGCCUACGACUGAGGAGAUAAAGCAUCUUAUGGACAAUGUGGCGGAAGCAGUCGAGAGUGUCGGCGCUGCGCAGGUUAAGCCCUCGUUUGGGGAGCCGGGGAAACAAGUUAUAUGGGUGGUGGAAAAAAAGAGUGGUUAG